Cylicostephanus goldi is the source of this 300-nucleotide messenger RNA. The record is from the annotation of a GenBank genome assembly. NCBI's taxonomy places the organism in Eukaryota, Metazoa, Nematoda, Chromadorea, Rhabditida, Strongylidae.
AUGCCGAAACCAGCUAUGGUGGCUUUCACCUGGGGAUUCGCACUUUCGACUGCAGCUGCUAUUCGCAAAAAGGUGAUCUUAUUGUCUCUACUUACUGUGGAUGACGUGAAAAAUCAUCUAUAUGCCAGUGCAGCCGUGGGAGCGGUCAUAUCGGCUAUGAGUAAGGGUCACUUAGUUCAUAAGAAACAACUUUGCGUCGGGAAUCAGUAUGGGAUUGUUGACACUGGUUCUUGGGACUUUCUGGCAAUAUGCACGUGUGUCGGAGGAUGGCAUGAUGGGAAUGGUCGUCCAGCCAACUAG